Messenger RNA from Mesorhabditis belari, 2046 nucleotides. NCBI's taxonomy places the organism in Eukaryota, Metazoa, Nematoda, Chromadorea, Rhabditida, Rhabditidae. The record is from the annotation of a GenBank genome assembly.
AUGCAACAAUAUAUGAUAGCUAACUUGCUAUUCACUUGUCUAACUGUGAGCGCCGAAUGGGAGUUACCCUUUGAUUUGCAUUGGGAGUAUUUCUUUCAAAAAGUUCGUGGAUAUCCAUCUUUGAUCGGCGAGAUUUUUGAGGGAAAUGCUCAGCCGCCAAAUCCGACUUUUCUAAGGUCAUACGUUGAUUUGAAUGCUGUGCCACAACCAAGUGAUUUGCUUGGUUGUUGGCCGACACUUUCGGACGAUUCCAUGUGCACUGCUUUGCUCAGUGAGAGUACUUGUGUGAAUGGAAAUUUUUCGGACAAUAUUUGCGAAAAUGCUUUAAUUUCAAUCACGUUUUAUUCAAAUACGACAAUUGUACAAUUGGUGGAUGUGACGAUUCCAAAGCAAAUCACGCAAAAAUUUUUGGAUUUACGGAAUAAUAAGACAAAUUCAUGCUAUGAGAUUGGAGAGCCGAUCGAAUUUUCCGUGUCGAAUUGGGAAGAUAACGAGAUCUUCAACUGGCAACAACCGUGCUCAAAGCUUUUCUCGAACGUUCGCUUCGGAACGAACACCACACAAACUUGUUUUGUUGAUUUUGCGCAAUAUUCAUGUGGGGUGAUUGCUGGGCAACUCUCGGCUUUCUGGACGUCGACUUUCUCUGAAAAUGCAUGCAACUGUGGAAAAUGUGCGAUACCAUUUUUGAGGUUACCAGAUACAGAAGAGCGACCAAUCCAGCCGACCAUUUGUCGAUUACCAACAAAAGCCGUUCUUUUCGUUAGCCGUUUGCAUCAUAAAAUCAAUGGAAUAGCUAUGAAAGAAGUAUUCAUCGAGUAUCCCCUGGAAAACUUUUCCUCGAGUUUUACGCUGGAAUUUUCGGUGAAAACGACUUUCUACUCGGAUUUGGUGAGAAAAGCCAGAUUUUGGCAAUAUCCCUCAUCACUUGAUUCCUUGUCAAUCUCUUUAUCGGAGCUCUUCAAUGUGUUUACUCCGAUUGAUUCUUUGUCUUCGCUCGGAAUCUCGAUUUCUUUCAUUCUUGCCAUUGCUGUUGGAAUUGGAUUGAGCCUUGGUGAAGCAAGAUCAGCAGCUUGGACUCUUCCGGUGCCGAAUGGUGCCACACGGAUUGCCGAAGAAAUGAUCGCUCGAAGGCAACGCGUGGAUUUGAUUGGAGAAAGUCGCCUUGAGAAUCUCAAAACGCACAAACGGUUUCACACCGGCGAAAAGCCAUACAAGUGUGGGGCACCGAAUUGUGAAAAGACCUUCAGCAAUGCUAGUGAUCGAGCCAAACACAGGAACCGAACCCAUUCAAAUGAGAAGCCUCACUCGUGUGAUUAUCAAGGAUGUACGAAGGCUUACACCGAUACAUCAAGCCUUCGGAAGCACAUUAAAACCGUGCACGGCGAUGAAGUGUAUGAAAUGUUUAAGAUGAACAAGCUAAUGAAAGCUGGUGGACGAUGGCCGAAAAAGCUUUAUGAACAAACUGGACGCAUACGGGUUGCCGGCUAUCAUGAAGAUCAAGACAUCUUUAAGGAGAGCAUUUUCACGGAUCCAAGAAAUGGAACGGCAACAAGAGUGUUGCAAGCUGUGACGUCCUAUCCACCACCACAAAUUAUAAAUCCAUAUGCACCCACUAUCACAGCUCUAGGUUCACAGCAAUCCUACAUGGAUAAUGGGAUGAAUGUACCAGUAAUACCCAUUCAAAUCCCUUCCGUCCAAUCUCAGCCAUUCAACGAACUUGAUGAAGAAAUGGCAGCAAUUGCUAGGUCAACCCAAAAUUUGAGAAUCGAUGAUCGAAUCAUUCAACAGAGAUUCGAAUCCCAUUUUGAGCCGUUAACUCCAACUCCAUCACCGAAAUCCAUUAUGGCUGUCGGAGCGACGGUGGCUACCGAGAACGAUUUGUUGUGUAGACAAAUUGAUGAUGAGACACCGCCAAUGCUCAAUGGACACCCAGUCGAACAAAAUGAGGAUGAUUAUCUCAUUGAACAGCAAGAGAUAAUGCUUCUCGCUCCUCCUCAGCCAUAUCUGGACACAGGCUCGCAAGAAAGACAAUGGAUUGGCUUGUAU